GGUCACACCUUGUUACAGCACCGUCUACUGACUCAUUUCUGCCCGCUGUUGCUUAUUUUGCUGUGGAUUCCGGAACAACACACUUCCUGAUCGAGGUUAAAAGUCGCGUUUUUAGUACGUUUCACGUUGAGUAUUGUCUUGAUAAACAUGGCAUUCAGAACAUCAUAAGAUAUUUUGGCACAGGCCGGCAAAGUUCGUCAUAAUCUUGGAUAUUUGGUUGUGGAGAGGUAGAGUUUAAGGAUGACCGAUCCAAACAAACCUCAGCGCAAGCUGUCCAGAUCUGGAGACAGCUUGUACAAGACACUGGGCUUGCAAAAAGGAGCUUCCUCUGAGGACAUUAAAAAAGCUUAUAGAAAACUUGCACUCCGGUAUCACCCAGACAAGAACCCAGAGAACCCAGAGGCCGCUGAAAAGUUUAAAGAGAUCAACAGCGCUAACUCCAUUCUUAAUGAUGAGAACAAACGUCAGAUCUACGAUGAAUAUGGCUCCAUGGGCCUUUAUGUUGCUGACCAGUUCGGAGAAGAUAGUGUUAAAUACUACUUCCUCAUGUCAAAGUGUUGGUUCAAGACACUUUUUUUCUGUGCCAUAAUAUUCACUGGCUGCUGUUGCUGCUGCUGCUGCUGCUUCUGCUGUGGGAAGUGUGGAUCAAAAGAGGAAGAUGAGCAUUAUUUCUAUAUGGAUCCCGAGGACCUUGAAGCCCAAGUUUUUGAAGAGCAAAACAAAGGGAAUCAAACUGUUAUCAUUGGACAGCCAGUUCCCUCUGCAGCGUCUGAAGUUUCACCACAAGGUCCAGUGACUGUAGGCAUGCCUAUUUCUAGCCCAGACACCAUGAACCAUUAAGGUGGAGACACAGCCAUAAACAUAGAGCCAGCUGUCUACAGACCAUCAGUCUUUUGCCUUUAAAGAUAGAACUUGGGAUCAAAAGAGGAUUGCCAUGUCUCUGUACUUGGCCCGUUUCCAGUAAGGGGAAAGUUAAAAUCCAGUGCAGCACUUGAGGAAAUUUUGGCUGAUAGUCAGGGGCUGUACAUAGUCUGUGGAGUAAAAUUGGUUCAUCUUGAUUCAGAAUGUAUUGUUUACACUUAAUGUACUUUUGCCUUCUGUACUUUUAAUGUGGUGUCAGGUUCUUUCUUAUAUUUAGUUAUUUAUAUUUAGUGAAAUCUUUUAAAUUGACAGCUAAUUUGAUUUUGACUGGGCUUCUCUAACCCAGAAGAAAUAUGCUGGUAUUCAUAUGGUACAAUAGAUGGAAAAAGCUUGCAAUUAUGUAACUUCUUUAGUAGCACCCAAUACUAGUAAAAAUUUUUGUCUGUCUUAAUUAACAAAUUUAAAUGGCAACAUAUUUUAGUUGAAAUGACUGCAGCCCUGACCCUUUCAUAUUUAAGUUGAUAAUAUUGAAAUAUUUUCAAUAUUUAAUAUGGACUUCACAAACACUUUAAAUGCAGCAGUGAUUAGACUAUGUUGUGGUGUUAGAACAUUUGAAGUGGCAAAACUCUGCUUUGAGAAUGUACUAUGAUUUUAUUAUUAUUAUUUUUUAUAUAUAUAUAUAUAUAUAUAUAUAUAUAUAUAUAUAUAUAUAUAUAUAUAUAUAAAUUAAUUAAUUUAAUAUAAUAAUCUUCAUGUACAUAUGAGUCAUUGCCUCAGAAUAGAUUGUGUGUAUGCAUGCUCUGAAUGGAAAUCAUUCCACCCCACCACCCAUUCCCAAAGAAAAAUGAAAUAAUAAUUUGAAAUUUGUCUGGACUGGUAUUUAAUAGUUUUGUGAGUAUUUUAUUCAACGCAAUCAUAGAUUACUCAGGUAUUUUGUGCUUCUGGGAUCUCACUAAACUAUUUUACUUUGACUGUUUUGAAAAAUGUGAAUGACAUAAUUGUAAUGAGUUAUCUGAUACUUUGUUUAUAUUGGUGUAAUGCACAAUCAAUGCAGUACAAUACUUCAGAUGUUUGUGCAAUGUAAAAAGUUUGUAUUUGAAAAGUGGAGGUGUAUGAAGUGAUAUAAAUGAAAUAAAUUAUGUUUUUGAUUGCCA
Messenger RNA from Ictalurus punctatus (channel catfish), 2015 nucleotides. RefSeq names its product DnaJ (Hsp40) homolog, subfamily C, member 5 gamma b (gene dnajc5gb). NCBI's taxonomy places the organism in Eukaryota, Metazoa, Chordata, Actinopteri, Siluriformes, Ictaluridae. The coding region runs from base 241 to 840 and encodes 199 amino acids. The transcript is spliced from 7 exons. The record is from RefSeq and is a predicted model, not a curated record.